Rhizophagus irregularis DAOM 181602=DAOM 197198 is the source of this 5778-nucleotide messenger RNA. RefSeq lists its product as uncharacterized. Lineage: Eukaryota; Fungi; Glomeromycota; Glomeromycetes; Glomerales; Glomeraceae. Gene Ontology annotation, cellular component: CCR4-NOT core complex; P-body. Gene Ontology annotation, molecular function: molecular adaptor activity. The record is from RefSeq and is a predicted model, not a curated record. Gene Ontology annotation, biological process: nuclear-transcribed mRNA catabolic process, deadenylation-dependent decay; negative regulation of translation.
AUGGGAGAACCAAGUGAUCAAGCUCGGGUUACAUUGCCCAAAAUUAUGCAUGAUGCAGGUUAUAAUUGUUGUAGUUCCGCUUCCGCAUUUCUAAAUAUUUUGAAUCAACUGGGAGUAACGUCAGCUGAAUCUGGUGAAAUUAUCAGAGAGGAUGAUGUUGCUCAAGCUAUUGGUAUGAUGGCAAGAACGCAUAUUGAGGAUGGUAGUGCAUGGAAUCAAGUUACCGAUCUUCAAGAACACAAACAGACAUGGGAUAUUGAAAUAUUCGCAUCAACUUUAGUGGAACUGCAACCUCAUUUGGAUUGGAAUAAAGUAAUAGAAAAGUUAGAUUAUCCAGAGUUUAGCAUUAAUGAUACAAAGGGUUUGGAAAUAAUUUUAUCAAGUUUCAAGAAAGCAGUUAAGGAUCAACAGCAAUUUCCUCUACAUGUAUUUUGGGGACAUUGGAAUAAUAUCAACGGACAAUUUAACUUCUUACGUCGUAUAGUGCAAGCGCCGCCUGACAUUUUUAACAUUAAUGAUUAUCCUGUGCAAAAGGUUUUAUCUACGGAUGAUUUUGCGACAUCAAACGCAAAUCUUAAAUCAAUGUCCGGAAUGCUCACAGCGAAUCCAUGGAAUUCGGUUGAGUUGAUUGAAGCUAUGAUCAAAAUGGCCGAUACUGACCUUUUUGAAGAAGUUAGACAGUUAUUCGAAAGAGCAUCUAAACAAACUCCUGAAGUCAUGUGCUUAGGACUUGCUCAAGUACAAAAACCAUGGAAUCCACUGCAUCAAGAAAUAGUGAACAGAUUAGUUUUGAUGUUCUUAACCGGGCAUUCAAGUUCAACACCUGUUCUUACACGACUAUGGCAAGUUAAUAGUAAUCUCUUCGUUGAAGGAUGCCUUGAAAUGUAUAAAAAAGACGCUAUGACCAUAUCAAGGAUAUUAGAUAUUGCACAGGAUUUGAAGAUAUUGAAUCCACUUUUAGCUGUUCAACCAUUUUCUUUCUCAAUUGACUUGGCAGCUCUCGCUUCACGCAGAGAAUACCUUAAUUUGGAAAAAUGGCUACAGGACAAUAUAAUUGAAUUUGGUGAUUCAUUUGUUCACGAUUGUUUAGAAUUUCUCAGUCAAAAAAUUGCUAUGGAAGUUACGCGUGAAAAUAAUGGUAAUCUUCAGUCAGUAAAACUUACCGGUGACGUGUUUGCUAUUUUCCUGCGUAUUCUCUCAAACAGUUCAAUGUCUCCAGCAAAUUCUGAAUUAUUCAAAGAAAUUAAUAAUACAUCUAUACAUGUCUAUCCACGUCUUUUGAAUUCGUCCUCCACUGACGGAAAUGCGCCGGAUCAAACUUUCACAGCUGAUGUAGAAGAAGAAGCAAAUUCAUAUUAUGAACGGGUGUAUCGACAGGAAAUCGGCAUUGAAGAUUUUAUUAAACUAUUACAGAGGUUUAAACAUUCUAAAGAAAAGAGAGAAAACCAAAUUUUUUCUUGUAUGGUACACAAUUUAUUCGACGAAUAUCAAUUUUUCCCAAAAUAUCCACAAAGAGAAUUAACGAUCACUAGCGUAAUAUUCGGGUCACUCAUUCAAUAUCAACUUGUGAUAUAUGAAGCGCUCGGUAUUGCUCUCCGUUACGUUUUGAAUGCUCUUAGGAGUCCCUCUGAUUCUAAAAUGUUCAAUUUUGGAGUUCAAGCUUUAUUACAAUUUCAAUCUCGUCUUCCAGAAUGGCCACAAUACUGCUCACAUCUUUUGCAAAUUACACAACUACAACAAGCUCAUCCUGAAAUUGUACAAUCUGUUAGGUCUACACUUGCUCUUAAUGCGAACAAGGGUAGCUCUACGACUCUCACAGCUACUCCCGCUAUCACGUCCCCUACUACUAUUAGUAUUAGCAUUAAUAAUGAACAAUCUACUUCCAAAGCUGUAAAUAAUAGUUCAAGUACAGAUGUUAACUCUAAUAAUAAACCUGCCUCCGAACAAAAUAACAAAAUUAUCGAUAGGCCAGCUUUCACUGCUUUGAACCUUGAUACGUUAUUAGCGGCCGAUAAAGUUGACUAUGAAGUUCCAAGCGAAGCAAUUCAGGACAAAAUCCUUUUUAUCAUCAACAAUGUUGCUCAAAGUAAUUUAGAAACUAAAGUUGCUGAAAUGAAAGAUAUUCUCAAAGAGUCUCAUUAUCGUUGGUUCGCUAAUUACCUAGUAGUAAAAAGAGCUAGCAUUGAACCAAAUUAUCAUCAACUUUAUCUUCAAUUCCUUGAGUCACUAGAAAGUCAAUCUCUUUGUCGCCAUGUUUUACAUGAGUCAUUUGCGAAUAUCAGAGUGUUACUGAAUUCCGAAAAAACUGUACAAUCGUCAUCUGAACGUUCUUUAUUGAAGAAUCUCGGAUCAUGGCUUGGCGGUAUGACAUUGGCUAAAAAUAAGCCUAUUAAACAUAAAAACAUCGCGUUUAAGGAGCUUUUGAUUGAAGGAUACGAUAACAAUAGAUUAAUAGUGGCUAUUCCUUUUGUAUGUAAAGUACUUGAGCAAGCGAGCAAAAGCAAGGUUUUCAAACCUCCAAAUCCAUGGUUAAUGGCUAUUCUCAAAUUGUUAGUAGAAUUGUAUCAAUAUGCGGAUUUAAAACUUAAUCUUAAAUUCGAAAUUGAAGUACUAUGUAAAAGUUUAGACAUUGAACUUAAAGACAUAGAACCAACAACGAUCAUUAAAGAUCGUCCACCGAAAGAAUUAGCUACAAAUCAAACGGAUAAACUUGCACAAGAAUUUGAUAAAUGGCCUAUCAGUAAAUUACCGCCACAGCCAUCGCAAGUUCCUGUUCCAUCCACGCCCACUAGCCAUCCUUCGUUACCACUAAUGGAUGAACCUAUCACGAACUUGGGACAAUUCAUUACAAUCAACCCUAAUAUACCAGGUGUAUUUGCAAAUCAGGGGUUAAGGAAACUUGUUCAUAUGGCUAUUGAUAGAGCUAUCCGUGAAAUUAUUACUCCAGUGGUUGAAAGAUCUGUGACUAUUGCUGGAAUUUCAACACGAGAAUUAAUAAUUAAAGAUUUUGCAAUGGAACCAAAUGAAGAAAAGAUGAGAAAUGCAGCUCACUUAAUGGUACAAAAUUUGGCCGGUAGUUUAGCUUUAGUAACCUGUAAAGAACCUUUGAGAAUUAGUAUGGCAACACAUUUGAGAACUUUACUCUUGCAGAAUGGAUUUAGCGAACAAAGUAUAUCCGAACAAGCAAUUCUCGUAAUAGUAGCUGAUAAUCUGGAUUUAGCUUGUACUUUUAUUGAGAAAGCAGCUAUGGAUAAGGCAGUUCCUGAAAUUGAUGAAUCAUUGGCUUCAUCAUUUAGUAAUCGCAAAAAGCAUAGGGAAAGAACCGGCCAACCAUAUUAUGAUAUGUCAGUUUAUUCGGGUAUCUCGCGCUAUAUGAGUACUCUACCUGAACCAUUACGAUUGAAGCCUAAUGGUCUAUUGCCUCAACAAUUGAGAGUAUAUGAAGAUUUUUCUCGUAUUCCACGUUUAAGUAAUCAAGCUGCGGAAAUUUAUAACGAUCGUAACGUAAGAUCUGGUAUGCUAAGAGGUCAAGAUUUCGGUAUUGGUCACCCAUAUAAUCCUACUGAAAUGCCAUUUGAUAGUCCACAAGUGCAAAUGCCAAUCACAGCUCACCAGAGUUUGGAGAAAUUUGGACAAUAUCUUUCAGAGUUGGAUAAAGCGAUAAGCAAAUCACCACAUGCUUCCUGGGCAUCUCUGCCCCCUAACCACGAUAUUCGGUUGUUAGUCAAAGAAAUUCCUUUAUUAGCUACUCAAUCAUUUAACCGCGAUGAGACUGCGUUACAUUUUUCACAAAAAGUUGUUCAGCUAUUGUAUAAGAAUGAUUCAAAUCUCUCACGGGAAGUAUAUGUUACGCUUCUCGAAAAGCUUUGCGAAAUUUCCUACAAAGUCAACAAGGAAGUUACUGCUUGGUUAAUUUACGCAGAUGAUGAACGCAAAUUUAUUGUACCAGUAGUUGUCGCCUUAAUCAAAGCCGGUCUUAUUAAUGCCAGUGAUCAAGAUACUCAACUUGCAAAACUCAUCGAAAAUGGAAGACCAACUGUGAUCGAUUUUACCACAAAAUUGAUCCGAGAAUGUGCUUUAAGAGAUCCUCCUUGUGCUAAACGUAGUGAUUUUGUGGAUUCGUUAGAUGCUCUAACUAGAUUAACGCAACGUGGCAAGGCUCCUGAGGCCGUUAUUCAACUUUUAGAAGAUUUGAGACCACGGGUAAAUCGAGAGGUUCUUAACAAAGAAGUAGAAAAUAUGGGAUUGCGUGAUCAACUGACUUACUUCUUUGUUGAAUGGGUACGGGUUUAUCAACAUUCAGCUUCAAACGAAAAAACUUAUGCCACUUUCAUUAUCCAGUUGCAACAACAAGGUGUAUUAAAAGGAGAGGAAAUAUCCUCAAUGUUUUUCCGUGUUUGUACAGAGAUGAGCGUCGAUCACUAUUUGAAACAAAAGGCGACUAUUCAGGCAACACCUGUCGUCGCUUACCAGGCUAUUGACGCUUUUUCAAAACUUAUUGUUUUAUUAGUAAAAUAUCACUCGGAUCCAGAAGGAAUUAACAACAAUGUUGCUAAAAUCAAUUAUCUUACAAAAAUAUUGUCAAUUAUCGUGUUGGUGCUUGCACAAGCACAUGAACAGCGUCGUCAGCAGUUUAAUCAAAAGCCAUUUUUCCGAUUAUUUUCAAGUUUACUGAAUGAUCUAAAUUCAUAUGAGCAACAACUUCAACCUAUUUACUUCCAAAUUCUUACAGCUUUAAGCAAUAAUACUUUCCAUACUUUGCAACCUUUGUUCUUUCCUGGUUUUACUUUUGCAUGGCUUUCAUUAAUCUCUCAUCGUUUAUUCAUGCCCAAACUCUUACUCGCAGAGAAUCAAAAGGGAUGGCCUGCAUUUCAUAAGCUUCUCUUAUGCUUAUUCAAAUUUCUUGUUCCAUUUUUACGCAACGUUGAGAUGAUCGAUACUACAAGAUUGCUUUAUAAAGGGACACUGAGAGUUUUGCUUGUGUUGUUACAUGAUUUUCCCGAAUUUCUCUGUGAUUAUCAUUUCAGCUUUUGUGACGUUAUUCCACCAUCUUGUAUUCAACUUCGGAACUUGAUCUUAAGCGCAUUUCCACGUAAUAUGAGAUUACCUGAUCCAUUCACCCCAAAUUUGAAAGUCGAUUUGUUGCCUGAAAUAUCACAGUCACCACGUGUAUUGUCAGACUAUGCGUCUGCUUUGGUCGCCAAUAAUCUUAAAAAUGAUAUCGAUAACUAUUUAAAAUCACGUUCACCCAUAUCGUUUCCAUCGGAUUUAAAACAAAAACUGAUGCUUGAUUCCAAUAAUCAGCCAGAGAUAUUAUCAACUGGAUCUAAAUACAAUGUUCCAGUAAUCAACGCUCUUGUCCUUUAUGUCGGUAUUCAAGCGAUUAGUCAACUACACAACAAAUCGAAUCAAGGGUCAAAUACACUUACACAUAGCGCACCUAUGGAUAUUUUCCAACAAUUGCUUAUUGAUUUGGAUUCUGAGGGUCGAUAUCUUUUUUUGAGUGCUAUCGCCAAUCAACUUCGAUAUCCUAAUAGUCAUACGCAUUAUUUCAGUUGUAUAUUAUUAUAUUUAUUUGCAGAGGGUAAUCAAGAAGUAAUCAAAGAACAAGUGACAAGGGUACUUCUCGAAAGAUUAAUUGUCAAUCGACCACAUCCAUGGGGACUUUUAAUCACAUUUAUUGAAUUGAUCAAGAAUCCUCGAUAUAAUUUCUGGAGCCAUUCGUUUACUAGGUGCGCAGCAGAUAUUGAGCGCUUAUUUGAUAGUGUCAGCCGGUAA